Sugiyamaella lignohabitans is the source of this 4902-nucleotide messenger RNA. RefSeq names its product cell surface glycoprotein (predicted). Bases 1 to 4902 code for a protein of 1633 amino acids. The record is from RefSeq and is a predicted model, not a curated record. The transcript has a single exon. NCBI's taxonomy places the organism in Eukaryota, Fungi, Ascomycota, Dipodascomycetes, Dipodascales, Trichomonascaceae.
AUGGUGAAAAAGUUCGUUCAGUCUGUUGGUGUGUUCACACUCACUACCGCAUUUGUUGCAGUGAAUGGGCAAUGUCCACCCUGUUUAUCCUCGGGCGAUGCUGCUUUACAAUUUGUGGAUAUAGCUGCUGAUAUAUCCGCUUUGGCAUCUUCUCCAAAAUUUGAUCUUGCAAGUUUCGAAACAGGAGAUAAUGUUGGUGAAAUCGAGUCGCUGAUAGAGCUUCUAAGCUUAGCAGGCAAAUCCGCCCAGCUUCUCACAGCCCCUAUUACACCCUGUGACAGCAUCACCAUUGCCAAUGCGAUAAACAACCUGACCGAUCCGCUGGUCUCCGUGAUAGGCCAUUUAAGUAAUUCACUUAUUACGGAUUUCGAAAGUAGCUUGUCACAAGAUUUGUCUUCUAUGCAGUCAAUUGAAGUUGAUUUACAAAGUCAGCUCUAUGGAAAACUGGACUGUCUUGCAUUCCCCGUACUUGAUAACGAUUUUGCUGAAAUAAAUGUCGCUUUCGCUGAAGCUGCCGAUAAGUUCCAACUAGAAAUGCCUCUUCCCAGUGCAGUAUAUAGUAAGUCACCCUGUGAUUCGUGCUCUAAAGGACCAUUACUACUAGCAAGGGCUGUAAGUUCAGCUACUUCCACAAGUGCUUUGAGUACGUCGUCCAGCUCAGCAGCUUCGUCAAGUUCGGCAGCUUCAUCUAGUUCCACUGCCUCGUCCAGUUCAGCUGCUUCAUCUAGUUCCACCGCCUCGUCCAGCUCAGCUGCUUCUUCUAGCUCAGCUGCUUCUAGUUCAGCAGUUUCUUCCAGCUCAGCAGCUUCAUCUAGUUCCACUGCCUCGUCCAGCUCAGCUGCUUCUUCCAGCUCAGCUGCUUCUUCCAGCUCAGCUGUUUCAUCUAGCUCAGCUGCCUCCACUAGCUCCGCUGCUUCAUCCAGCUCAGCUCCUAGUUCGGCAGCUUCUUCCAGCUCAGCAGCUUCGUCAAGUUCGGCAGCUUCAUCUAGUUCCACUACCUCGUCCAGCUCAGCUGCUUCUUCUAGCUCCGCUGCCUCGUCCAGCUCCGCUGCUUCUUCUAGCUCCGCUGCCUCGUCCAGUUCAGCUGCUUCAUCUAGUUCCACCGCCUCGUCCAGCUCAGCUGCCUCCUCUAGCUCAGCUGCUUCUUCUAGCUCCGCUGCCUCGUCCAGCUCAGCUGCUUCUUCUAGUUCCACUGCCUCGUCCAGCUCAGCUGCUUCUUCCAGCUCAGCUGUUUCAUCUAGCUCAGCUGCCUCCACUAGCUCCGCUGCUUCAUCCAGCUCAGCUCCUAGUUCGGCAGCUUCUUCCAGCUCAGCAGCUUCGUCAAGUUCGGCAGCUUCAUCUAGUUCCACUACCUCGUCCAGCUCAGCUGCUUCUUCUAGCUCCGCUGCCUCGUCCAGCUCCGCUGCUUCUUCUAGCUCCGCUGCCUCGUCCAGUUCAGCUGCUUCAUCUAGUUCCACCGCCUCGUCCAGCUCAGCUGCCUCCUCUAGCUCAGCUGCUUCUUCUAGCUCCGCUGCCUCGUCCAGCUCCGCUGCUUCUUCUAGCUCCGCUGCCUCGUCCAGUUCAGCUGCUUCAUCUAGUUCCACCGCCUCGUCCAGCUCAGCUGCCUCCUCUAGCUCAGCUGCUUCUUCUAGCUCCGCUGCCUCGUCCAGCUCAGCUGCUUCUUCUAGCUCAGCUGCAUCGUCCGGUUCAGCUGCUUCUUCUAGCUCAGCUGCUUCAUCUAGCUCAGCUGCAUCGUCCGGUUCAGCUGCUUCAUCUAGCUCAGCUGCCUCGUCCAGCUCAGCUGCUUCUUCUAGCUCAGCUGCUUCUAAUUCAGCAGUUUCUUCCAGCUCAGCAGCUUCAUCUAGUUCCACCGUCUCGUCCAGCUCAGCUGCUUCUUCCAGCUCCGCUGCAUCCACUAGCUCAGCUGCUUCAUCCAGCUCAGCCUCUAGUUCGGCAGCUUCUUCCAGCUCAGCAGCUUCGUCAAGUUCGGCAGCUUCAUCUAGUUCCACUGCCUCCUCCAGCUCAGCUGCUUCUUCUAGCUCCGCUGCCUCCUCCAGCUCUGCAGCUUCGUCUAGCUCAGCUGCUUCUUCUAGCUCUGCUGCUUCAUCCAGCCCUGCAGCUUCUUCUAGUUCCGCAGCCUCGUUAAGCUCUGCUACUUCAUCCAGCCCAGCUGCUUCUUCUAGCUCCGCUGCUUCUUCUAGUUCAGCUGCUACGUCGACGUCCGCGCCAUCAUCAAGUUCAGCGGCCUCGUCAAGUUCCGCAGCUUCGUCGAGUUCCGCGCCCUCAUCAAGCUCAGCUGGUUCGUCAAGUUCGGCAGCUUCAUCUAGUUCCGCUGCCUCGUCAAGCUCUACUCUUUCGUCCAGUUCCGCAGCCUCGUCCAGCUCAAUUGCUUCUUCCAGUUCGGCAUCCUCGUCAGGCUCGGCCGCUUCAUCCAGCUCCGCUGCCUCGUCAAGCUCAGCUGCUUCAUCGAGCUCAGCUGUUUCUUCUAGCUCCGCUGCUUCAUCAAGUUCAGCUUCAUCGUCAAGUUCAGUUGCUUCUUCUAGCUCAGCUGCCUCGUCAAGUUCGGAAGCUUCGUCAAGUUCAGCAACUUCUAGCUCAGCAGCUUCAUCUAGUUCCACUGCCUCGUCCAGCUCUGCUGCUUCUUCCAGUUCCGCAACUUCUUCUAGCUCCGCUGCUUCCUCUAGUUCCACUGCCUCGUCCAGCUCAGUUUCUUCCUCUAACUCUGCCGCUUCUUCAAGCUCGGCUUCUUCUAGUUCAGCUGCUUCGUCAAGCUCCACUGCAUCGUCAGAUACCGUUGUUUCAUCUAGUUCCGCUGGGGUUUCUAGUUCGGUCGCUUCCUCGACAAGUUCAGCUGCUGCUUCUAGCUCCAUCACUUCUUCCACUUUAGCUGUUACUUCUAGCUCAUCUGCCUUGUCGUCUAUUGUCGCGUCAUCUAACCCCGCUGCUUCUUCUGGUUCAACUGCCUCAAGUUCAGCUGGUUCCAUGGUCGGUUCGUCGUCGUCUUCUGCUACUUCAUUUACGGGGUUUUCAAGUUCCGUCGCUUCCUCUAGCCCAGGAGCCACCUCAACCUCGGCAGCCUCAUCUUCGUCGUCCCCUGAUACCUCCGCAUCUGCUUCGGCUACUUCCUCAGCAGUUUCAUUAUCUUCCAGCGCUUCAUCAGGCUCUGUCGCUUCAUCUAGCUCUGCUGUUUUGUCAACUUCAACUGCUUCAUCAAACGUGAGAGGUUUAUCAACUUCAGCUGCUUCUUCAAGCCCUGUAGCUAGCUCGGCUUCUUCUUCAAGCCAAGCUACUUCUUCUAAUUCAACUGAAACUUAUGCCGGUGCCAGUUCUUCUAGCUCUGCUAAUUCAUCGAUUUCAGGUUCUUCGAGUACUAGUGCUUUACUUGGUUCCGUUACAUAUUCUAGCUCGGCUGUUUCGUCAAGUUUCUCCCAUUUGUCUGGGCCCUCUGCUUCAUCUGGGACCUUCUCAGGCUCAGCUACCUCAAUAACAUCUGAGACUUCCCCAGUUUCCUUUAUGACUUCAGCAGCUGCCUCAACUGGAUUAUAUUUCUCUGGAUCUGUUCCCUCUUCGAAUGCUAUAUCAUCCCACGUUGUAUCUUCAGUUACUUCCACUAUCUCUAACAACUCUGCUUACUCUAGCUCUGUUACCCCAGACAACUUGAGCGAUAAGACAGUAACAACUGUAGUUACAGUAACGGAACCCUGUUCAAUCUUGGCUGGUACUACAAUCUACACGACCACUCUAGAAACAAAAACUUUGACCAUUCCAUGUACUUCAGGUUCUACAGUGGAUCAGCCAGUAGUUACAGCAGCCACUAAUGCUAGUCCAGUCACUAUUAGUUAUACCUCACAGGAGCUGGUAUCCAAAAGAUUGUCAACUAAUACUUUGUACUCCAAUGCAGAUACCGAAGCCCUAUCAACCAAAACUUACACCACUCUCACUACUAUCACAGAGCCUUGCUCAACAUCUGAAGGGGCCGUUAUUUACACCACUAUUACCAGACCCAUUACAGUAACAAUUACUUGUAACGAAGGCUCCAGUGUUAGUUAUGUUCCUGGUUCAGGAGGCUCACAUGGAGUCACCGGUACCCAGAUUCAGGCUUCAACAUUCUCAAGUCGGGUGCUAUCGACUCUUGAUGCCAGCUUUGAAAAUAAGCCAGCUUCUUCCGGUGGAACUGUUGGCGCUCUUACCCCCACCACCAUGUUAGCCACAUCUGAAAUGACGAGUGUCCACCAGCUGACGAUGACAGUAUCAGACAACUCGGCUGUAUCAACGGGAGCCUUGGGAUUACCUAUUACAUCAGCCUCUCCGUUUGCACCUGUACCACCAGGUUCGUUCGACGAGUUGUCAUCAGGAUCAGAUAUCGUUGAGCAAUCGGCAUCAUCUGGCUCCUCAGCAUCACGGGCUGAAUUAAGUGAAUCACCUGCAACACUUACCUCAGUUAAAAACUCAGAGCAUGUUACAACCGUCUCCUCCGCAAAUGCAGUCUCUCGCACACCGCUCGCUAAUGUUUUGGAACAACCCGGCAUACCUUCCAAGUCUACUGCUAUUCCUCAGCUUGUUAACUCCGGUUCACCUGAAUUCUCAAAUAACAAGGUCUCCGUUGUGACCGAAUCCAGCUUCCACUCUGCCAGCCCACCAUUAGCCGGUGGUCCUGAUAUUGUUACUGCAACCUGCCCUGAAAAAUCAUGCCAGCCCGCGGAAACUUCACCAGCCAUUCCGUCAGUUGGUUCGACUAACAACAAGUCUCCAGGAGGUGCUGCAUCUGCAACGGUUAUUGAGUCCAUAAAGUCCUCAAGCUCUGGCACUGCUGAGAACUCUCAAACCACUCUGGCUCAAAGCAACUCUGCCGCUUCGAACGCUUUUGAGGGUAGAAUAGUUUUGGCACCACUCUGUAUUCUUUUAUUCCUUUUCUUCAGAUAG